Messenger RNA from Gregarina niphandrodes, 789 nucleotides. RefSeq names its product channel, hemolysin III family protein. Gene Ontology annotation, cellular component: membrane. The record is from RefSeq and is a predicted model, not a curated record. Lineage: Eukaryota; Apicomplexa; Conoidasida; Eugregarinorida; Gregarinidae. Bases 1 to 789 code for a protein of 262 amino acids. The transcript has 2 exons.
AUGCCGGAAUCUGUGGCGUACCAAGAAAGCGGAGCCGGAGAACGUCUGUCCAGCAAUCGGUUUGGAACCGAACAAGGCUCGCUCACUGGUCUAGAAGCCACCGGAUUUGAUUUACACGCGUUCGAACGAUCCGUCAAAAGCGAUUUCGUGGAUAAACCUCGAGCAAGAGGAUGGAUACACUUCUACUCCGCCAUCAUCAGCUUGAUGAGCGGCCUUGCGAUGACUAUUGUCGUUGCUCUACAUGGUCGUGCUGAGGCGAUUUUAGCUUCGAUUGUCUAUGUCCUAAGUUUGGUUGCAAUGUUCGGAACCAGUGCUGCGUACCACAUAAUUCAUUGGAAGACUGCCCCGCAACGGUUGCUGAUGCGGCGUUUGGAUCAUUCGGGUAUCUUUGUGUUCAUAGCUGGUAGUUACACUUUCUUUGCGACGCUGUGUAUGGAUGGAGUACCCCGAGUGGUGAUCCUGUCGAUAACGUGGUCGGGUGCGGUGCUUGGUGCAACAUUAUCCCUGUUAUGGCCGCACCAUCCGCGAUAUGUGGGUGUACCCAUUUACGUGGGUCUAGGUUGGAUCAUUAUCUUUGUGGCCAAAAGACUCAUAAAUGUGGUCGGAGUCACCGUGGUCAUCCUCCUCACACUCGGAGGUGUCUUUUACACCGUUGGCGCUCUAUGUUACGCAUUCAGUUACCCCAACCCAGCGCCCAACAUUUUUGGAUACCACGAAGUAUUUCACGCCUUCGUCUCCCUCGCCGCUCUGAUCCAUCACAUUGCGGCCUGGAUCGUUUUAUUGCACUAA